UGGUUGUAUCACGUGAUUACUGAUCAGAAUGGAAGGGGGAUAACUUGAACGAAUGCGUGUCAUCAUGUAUGUUGUCAUGGCUCAGAUUUAGCCGACUGGUGUUACUACAUCAGCUGGUAACGGAAGUGGCGAAAACGACACCGAGUUCUGGAUAUAUUAUACCCAUUUGAUCUUCUUUCUCCACACCAACAGCUGACAAGGACUCUCCUCUUCUUCAAGUAGUCAACACCAACUACUUUUAUUUCUGACUUUUCAAUUGCCUGAGGAGCAAUCUGACUUUCAAAAUGUGGCAAUCUAGGUUUACGACAAAGAUGAAAAUUGCAUCCAUUCUGUUUUGUUUACUCAUGAUCACAAAAUGGACGGUCCCGGUGAGUGCUUUGUCAGAAGACGACUCGAUCAGCGUUCGAAAGCCGGCGUCGCGUCAGGUGCUUUCUCUGCCCGAUGACAAGGAUGCAGAGAACAAAGAUGACAAAUCAAAGUUGGACGUGAUUGAUGUUGAAUCAAAAGACAAGGAGGGAGAUGCGGUGGGCGAUCUGGGCGGGGGUCUCAUGUCUGUGCUGAAGGUGGACAAAGAUGGCACGGGGUUCACGCACGCCUUCAUCGCCUCGCUCAGCGUCAUCAUCGUGUCGGAGCUCGGGGACAAGACGUUCUUCAUCGCCGCCAUCAUGGCCAUGACCCACUCGCGGCUCACCGUCCUCCUGGGGGCUCUGAGUGCCCUGGGUAUCAUGACCAUCUUGUCGGCUCUUGUUGGAUAUGCCACCACUGUGAUUCCCAGGGCUCUGACUUUCUAUGUGUCCUCUGCCCUGUUUGCUAUCUUUGGAUUGAAAAUGUUGAGAGAAGGCUGGAACAUGUCUGAGGAUGAAGGUCAAGAGGAGUAUGAAGAAGUGCAGGCCGAUCUCAAACGUAGGGAGGAUGAGCUGGAAAAACAAAGCACCCCGGUCCAGGACUUGGAGUCUGGCGUCAUCCGCACCCCUGGACGACGCUUCCUGGUCGGGAUUCUGUCCACGGUGUUCCUCCAAGCCCUGACCAUGACCUUCCUGGCAGAGUGGGGCGAUCGCUCGCAGAUUGCCACCAUCAUUCUGGGAGCCAGAGAGGAUGUGAUUGGCGUGAUAAUAGGCGGCUGUCUGGGCCAUGCCGCCUGCACGGGUCUGGCUGUGGUGGGGGGCAGGUUUAUAGCACAGAGGAUUUCCGUACGAACAGUGACCUUGAUAGGAGGCGUCGUGUUCUUAAUAUUUGCCGUUUCUGCUUUGUGGUUCGGGCCCGAGACGUAAGAGGAGGUACAUGACGAGUGAACGUGUGGGGCUGUGUGCAGAUACUUAAGAUUAUAAUCAAAGGAAAAGAGAGCACAGCGUGAGCACGGCGACAGUUUGUUAGAGAGAGAGAGAAAGGGAGAGAGACCGGAGACGGAGGCUGGCUGUAGGAAAGUUUCUGUAAUUUUCUUUCUUUUUAAUUGUUUUUGUUUUGCUUUUGUUUAGAUGUUACUUUGAUUGUAUAUUUUUAUCACCUUGUCCUGUAUUUAUCUUUCUGUGGGUGGGUCAUUGUGGUUUUCUAACCUGUGAUGGAGAGAUGAGAAACAUUGUGAGAACAUUUAUUCACUUUUGUUUGGGUUUAUUUUUGCUUUUUGUUUGUUUUAUUGUUAUUGGAGGCUUUCACUUUGUUUAUAUAUAUUCCGUGUUUGCUUUCCUGUUGGGUUCACUCGGUAUAAUCUGUGAUGAAGAGAUCAGAAAUACUGUAGAAAAAUUCCUAGAGUUUUUGCUUGGGUUCAAUUUGAGUUUUGUUUGUAAUGGAGGUGAUGAAUUUGGAUUUUUUAGGGUUUUGAUUUCUGUUUGGUCGACUUUGUUACACCUGUGAUGUGUAUGGGAGUUGGUCACUUGUACUCCAAGGUGACCAGUAUACUUUGGUUUUUUAUAGUAUGGGUCUCAUAUCUUUCCUCAGAGGUUUGUGUUGUUACAAUUUUCCUUUUUGUUGUUGUCGUUGCUUUUUUUCUUGAGAGAGAGAGAGAGAGAGAGAGAAAGGGGGUGGGGAGGAACAUGUUAAAUAUACUCUUUCCUUAUUGAAUAUGUUUUUUUGCUCUUGUAUUGUAUGGGUGCAGUUGCUUCCGACAACAAGACAUGACUCCCGUUGAUGAGGAUGAGUUUGUGCUGAAUGAUUCUGAUGCUCAAUUUUGUCAUGACUUGUGGGUACAAAAAGUUUGAGGACUGUUUUGUUUCACUUCUGUGUGAGUGGGAAGGGACAAGAACUUGUUAGUAAUGCAACCUAUGGUUCUAUGUUUUUUGUUAUAUUUAUAAAACAUCACUGUACGCUGAAUUGAAUGUAAAGCAAAACGUGCAUGGCUCCCAAAGUUGUCCUUUUAACGAAGGUUGUUGAGUGUAAGCGACUGUUCCUCACUUGUGAAAUUGGAGGCAAAUGAGUCAAGGUGUAGACCCAGAGAACUUACUUGGAAUGCCUGAACAAAUAGGCAAUAGAGAAUGACCAGGAUAAUUUAAUAUAGAUUUUUUUUCUGUUGAGAGUACCCAAGCAAAGACAUGAAUGGGAACACCAUGGUAAGGCCAAUGGCUGUUGCAGAUCUAGCACUUGAUGGAAGAGUGUGGGGGCAGUUACUGCAAUUUCCUGACUUGUACUUGUGGUAUGGAGAUCGCACCCUAGUUUAUGUAUUAUUUAGCCUCUGAGAAAAGUAUUUCUCUUGCUACACUUUUCUUGUUUGUAAUUUUAUUUUGAUAAUGAUAAGUUCUGAGCUGCAAGUAGCAUCGCACCCGUGACACAGUCUCAGGUUCUGUCACCUGCGAUAAGCCACGGAAACUUGUCAUGUUUCUGUCACUGUUGCUGUCGCUGAUGACGUUUGCGUAUGCUUCCAUCUGGGAGAAAAAUGCUCAAGCCGAAGUGCAGUGAACUAAAUCUGGGCAUCCUGGAGUAUUUGUGUCAUGAUGACUCGGUGGAAUUGGGCACUUGUCAACUUGUGGGCAUACAGAGUUCAUUGGUAUCAUCUUAAAGUUUUUUAUCUACUCUCUUGCUUUUCGUGAAAAAAAAAA
Messenger RNA from Aplysia californica (California sea hare), 3029 nucleotides. RefSeq names its product transmembrane protein 165. The record is from RefSeq and is a predicted model, not a curated record. Gene Ontology annotation, biological process: calcium ion transmembrane transport; Golgi calcium ion homeostasis; manganese ion transmembrane transport. Bases 285 to 1271 code for a protein of 328 amino acids. Gene Ontology annotation, molecular function: calcium ion transmembrane transporter activity; manganese ion transmembrane transporter activity. NCBI's taxonomy places the organism in Eukaryota, Metazoa, Mollusca, Gastropoda, Aplysiida, Aplysiidae. The transcript has 8 exons. Gene Ontology annotation, cellular component: Golgi apparatus.